AUGGCUGCGAACCCCGCGCUUGUGCGGUUACUGCACGGCGCAGCAUCGCCACUGCCUUUCGAGGGCGAGAGGCUCCUCAUGUAUCGCACAGGGGUGGAGCUGAAAGUCGACUCUGUGCGCACGCGCUCGGGGACGUGGCAGGCCAGCGGCGCAGUGUUCCUCUCGGACAUCCGCCUGGUCUUCAUCGCCGACCGCGAGGAUCCCUCCGGCCUCUGCGCGUUCGACCUCCCGCUGGCCUACAUCCACGCCGACACCUUCGAGCAGCCUAUAUUCGGCGCGAACCACAUCAAGGGCCGCUGCUGGCCCGCCGUGGACGGCGGAGGGCCCGGGGGCACGCUGCCGCCGCACGACUUCAAGCUGUGGCUCAAGAACGGCGGCUGCGGGACGCUGCUGCCGCUCUACCUGAGGGCGGUGCGCGAGGCGCGGGAAGCGAUGGCGCGGCAGCGCCAGGCGGAUGAGAAUGCGCGGCAGUGGGGAGGCACUCCGGGCGUGUGGGACGAGAGCUUGCGCGUGGCGUUCGUGGACCCGUCGGACCCCUCGAAGGUGUUCGUGUCGGCUCCGCCGCUGGACCCGUCGGCGCCGCCGCUGCGCGCGGCGCCCAAGUACGAGGAGAAGUACGCGGCGAACUACGGCGAGGACGAGGUGUACGAGCCCAUGCACUCGCGGGAAAGCUCUCCGCGGUAG
This is a messenger RNA of Pedinophyceae sp. YPF-701, 684 nucleotides long. The record is from the annotation of a GenBank genome assembly. Lineage: Eukaryota; Viridiplantae; Chlorophyta; Pedinophyceae.